Melopsittacus undulatus (budgerigar) is the source of this 1963-nucleotide messenger RNA. It is a transcript of the gene KCNQ4, whose product is annotated as potassium voltage-gated channel subfamily Q member 4. The record is from RefSeq and is a predicted model, not a curated record. Gene Ontology annotation, molecular function: voltage-gated potassium channel activity. Gene Ontology annotation, biological process: potassium ion transmembrane transport. Bases 219 to 1895 code for a protein of 558 amino acids. Gene Ontology annotation, cellular component: membrane; voltage-gated potassium channel complex. The transcript has 14 exons. NCBI's taxonomy places the organism in Eukaryota, Metazoa, Chordata, Aves, Psittaciformes, Psittaculidae.
CCGGGGCCGCCCCCCGCCCCGCCGGCGCCCCGCGGAGCUGCCGCCGGCGCCUCCAGAACUGCCUCUACAACGUCCUGGAGCGGCCCCGAGGAUGGGCCUUCGUCUAUCACGUCUUCAUAUUCCUCCUCGUCUUCAGCUGCCUGGUGCUGUCUGUCUUCUCCACCAUCCAGGAGCACCAGAAACUGGCCAACGAGUGCCUCUUCAUCCUGGAGUUUGUCAUGAUCGUGGUGUUCGGCAUGGAGUACAUCAUCCGUGUGUGGGCUGCCGGCUGCUGCUGCCGCUACCGCGGCUGGCGGGGCCGGUUCCGCUUCGCCAGGAAGCCCUUCUGUGUGAUAGACUUCAUCGUCUGCGUGGCCUCGGUGGCCGUCAUCGCUGCGGGCACACAGGGCAACAUCUUCGCCACAUCAGCACUGCGCAGCAUGCGCUUCCUGCAGAUCCUGCGCAUGGUGCGCAUGGACCGGCGCGGCGGCACCUGGAAGCUGCUGGGCUCUGUUGUCUAUGCACACAGCAAGGAGCUCAUCACCGCCUGGUACAUCGGGUUCCUGGUGCUCAUCUUCUCCUCCUUCCUCGUCUACCUGGCCGAGAAGGAUGCCAAUGCCCAGUUUGCCACCUACGCCGACUCCCUGUGGUGGGGCACAGUCACCCUCACCACCAUCGGCUAUGGGGACAAGACACCGCAGACGUGGCUGGGACGGAUGCUGGCGGCCGGAUUUGCCCUGCUCGGCAUCUCCUUCUUCGCGCUGCCUGCAGGGAUCCUGGGCUCAGGCUUUGCCCUCAAGGUGCAGGAGCAGCAUCGGCAGAAGCACUUUGAGAAGAGGAGGACUCCAGCUGCGAACCUGAUCCAGGCUGCCUGGCGCCUGUACUCGACGGACGUCAGCCGCACGUACCUGACGGCCACCUGGUGUUACUACGACAGCCUCCUGCCCGCCUUCAGAGAACUGGUCCUUAUCUUUGAGCAUUUGCACCGAGUCCGCAACGGAGGAUUUAGGAAUUCAGAGGUGAAAAAGUUGCCGGACGGAGCCCCACCGCCUUAUCACCCCUUCACCCCUGGCCAGAAAAGCGCCAGCCCCGCUGCUUGCGCAGGGGACAGCAACAGGAUGGGCAUCAAGGAGCGGAUCCGGCUGAGCAGCUCGCAGCGAGGCAGCCGGGGCAGGCAGCACCUCGGGCCCCCCCUGCACCGCUCCCCCAGCACCGAGGACCUCCCCGAGGCCUCCAGCCCCACCAAGGUGCAGAAGAGCUGGAGCUUCAACGACCGGACACGCUUCCGAGCAUCCCUGAGGCUCAAGCCUCGGACCACGGUGGAGGCUGACUGCCCACUGGAGGACAGCGGAGAGGAGAAGAGCUCCCACUGUGACCUGACCUGUGAGGACAUCAUGCCGGCAGUGAAGACCCUCAUCCGGGCGGUCAGGAUCCUGAAGUUCCUGGUGGCCAAAAGGAAGUUCAAGGAGACACUGCGUCCCUACGACGUCAAGGACGUCAUCGAGCAGUACUCGGCCGGUCACCUGGACAUGCUGGGCAGGAUCAAGAGCCUGCAGACACGCGUGGACCAGAUCGUGGGCAGGGGCACCCUCCCUGUGGACAAGAAGGUGAGGGAGAAGGUGGAGAAGCCGGCGCUGGAGACGGAGCUGGUGGACGAGCUCAGCAUGAUGGGACGUGUGGUCAAGGUGGAGAGACAGGUACAGUCCAUCGAGCACAAGCUGGACCUGCUGCUUGGGCUCUACUCCCAGUGCCUCCGCAAGGGCUCCGUCAACUCCUUCAGCCUGGCUGCUGUGCGGGUGCCCCCCUGCGAGCCAGACAUCACCUCCGACUACCACAGCCCUGUGGACCACGAGGACAUCUCGGUCUCUGCGCAGACCCUCACCCUCUCCAGGUCGGCCAGCACCAACAUGGACUGAGCAGGGUGGCAGCGGAUGGAUGCUGCACAUGCAGCUGCUGGGAUGGGCAUUGGGAUGGCCCUCACCGU